AUGGCUAGAAAUGUCGAAAAAGGAAGGUCUAUGUUAAAUCAAUGGCUAAAGGCUAAAGAGCUAAAUGAUAAAAAAACAUUUUUUAAAAUUCCCAAAAAUGUUAAUGAAGUUGAUGAUUUGGAAUCCGCCGUAUCAUACCGUAAAUCGAUAAUUAAAGAAAUAUGUAGCAAAAUUAAGGAAAUUCAAAAUUUAAGUUUGGGAGACCAACAUGUAAGAGAACUAAACGAUCAAAUAAACAAAUUAAUUUCAAUCAAAAAUAGAUGGGAAAUAAGGAUUAUAGAGCUUGGAGGUCCAGACUAUCAAUCCGAAUCGAAUGCGUUAAUUAAUGCACACGGUAGUGAAUUAAAAGGAAAUAAUAAUUAUAAAUAUUUCGGCGCAGCGAAAAAUUUGAAAGGAGUGAAGGAAUUAUUAUUUAAAGAAAAUGAUGAUCGGAAAAAACUUUUAUUAAAAAGAAGGAAAGAAAAACGAAAUUUAGAUAAAAUCGUAAAUAUACAUUAUUUUGGUUAUUGCGAUGAAGAAAAUGAAAUAUUAUUAAAUGAAGAGUUAAAAAUUCAAAAAAAACUAGAAAAAACAGAUUUAGAAAUAAUAAAAAAAAUAAAUUAUUAA
This is a messenger RNA of Plasmodium vinckei vinckei, 606 nucleotides long. Its product is annotated as pre-mRNA-splicing factor ISY1, putative. Lineage: Eukaryota; Apicomplexa; Aconoidasida; Haemosporida; Plasmodiidae. The transcript has 4 exons. Gene Ontology annotation, cellular component: post-mRNA release spliceosomal complex; post-spliceosomal complex; catalytic step 2 spliceosome. The record is from RefSeq and is a predicted model, not a curated record. Bases 1 to 606 code for a protein of 201 amino acids. Gene Ontology annotation, biological process: mRNA 3'-splice site recognition; generation of catalytic spliceosome for second transesterification step.